Molecule: messenger RNA, 1009 nt
Organism: Labrus bergylta (ballan wrasse)
Lineage: Eukaryota; Metazoa; Chordata; Actinopteri; Labriformes; Labridae
Product: endonuclease domain-containing 1 protein-like
Molecular function (GO): nucleic acid binding; metal ion binding; hydrolase activity
Source: RefSeq, a predicted model, not a curated record
AAAAAAAAGGAGAGAGCAAGCGGGGUCGAGAGGUGAAGAGAAGUGACUUAUAAAAGCCGGUUUGUGCUCGGGAGCAGACCGUGGCAGUGGACAGGUGCUCCAGCAGGAUCAUCAGCAGUGCUUUAGUGAGGAUGCAUAUCUCAGUGACUUUGUGUACGUUCCUCUCGCUCCUCUUUUCUGCUCAUGCAGAUGUUGUGGAACGUUUUGAGGAUGAACCAGAAUGCAUGAAGUACUUCUACAAAGACAAGGUGCCUGAGUGGGGGGCUUCUACACCUGGUGCUGCCCGUCUCUGUCAGCGCUUUGUCAACAGGUACCACUUUGCCACACUGUACGACACAAACCAUCGUAUCGCUGUCUACUCCGCUUAUCAAUUCCAGCCCAGUAAUGGAGGAGGCCGAGAGAGACGCUGGUUUGUGGAGCCUCAGCUGGUUAACAUUUCAUGGCAAGCAGAGAUGAAGGAUGGCUACUGGCUGGGUAAAGACCACCCUGGGGUCUACCUAGGAGAGAAACAGGCUCUGGAUGAGGACUACAAACACUCUGGCUUUGAUCGUGGUCACCUCAACCCCAACGGACACCAUGCAGUCCCAAGCCGAAAUGCCACUUUCACACUGACCAACGUGGUUCCUCAGAACCCAAAGCUGAACCAGAACUCCUGGAGGAUCCAUGAGACCCAGCUCACCGACCUCUUCAAGGAAAACUGCUCCAAGGCCUACGUGCUGGUUGGUGCCAUUCCCUCAGCAGACACCUGGAUCAUCAAAAACAAUGUGAAGCGGGUCAACAUCCCCGACUACCUGUGGAAUGCCUACUGCUGUGUGGACAACAACGACAGACCCGUUCAGAGCGGAGCUGCGACAGCCAGGAACACGGAGGAGAACAAGGUGGAGACGCUCACUUUGGAGGGAGUGGGACAAUUCCUCCAGCAGUUCUCCAAUCAACCAGUAGGGGAGCUGUUUGACAACAACUGCAAGGCACAAACAGAUAAUAAAAAGAUGUGAAGAUGAAGAACUCA